UCGCCGCCCAGCGGCUGUGAAUGGAACGUUCGGUAAGCAGUUUGUCGCAUGUGUAUCGAAUUGUGACUUUUAAUUAGAUAUUUUGAAUAAGAAAACGAUGUUUGGACAACUUUUGUUUAGAUUUGUGCAUACUACAGCUUAUCGCCUUAAUUCUGCGGUUCCUAAAGCUGCUCUAUCAGCUCUGAGGAAGAAGACUGGAUACUCAUUUGUUAAUUGUAAGAAAGCGUUACAGCAAUUCGAUAAUGAUUUAGAGAAGGCAGAAGAAUGGCUCCAUGCAGAAGCUCAAAAACAAGGUUGGGAGAAAUCACAAAAACUUAAAGGUAGAGAAACUAAACAGGGAUUAGUUGGAUUCUUUAAGCAGGGAAAUGUGGCAAGUAUAGUUGAAGUAAAUUGUGAAACAGAUUUUGCAGCUAAAAGCUCUCAUUUUAAAGAUUUAAUGAAUGACGUACUCAACAUUUGCCAUAAUCACGCUUCUACUAAAGAAUUAAAAGAUUCCUUGAUGAAAGUAAACGUUUCAUCGACAGAGCUAAAUUCGCUGCCUUGGCAAGAAGGUAAAACGUUAGCGGAUAGACUUGCAUUAUCCGUGACGAAGAUCGGAGAGAAUUUAAAUGCUCGAAGGGCUUUGUGUAUAAAGUUUAUGGACGAUUUCUCUGUAACUGGAUACGCUCAUCCCGCAAAUCCAGAUGCUGCUGAAAAUUCUGUGCAAACUGGUAAAUAUGUUGGAUUAGUCGUUUAUCGUAGACACUCAAAUUCUGUUCCAAACCCAGAUUUUGACAAAAGUCUGUGUCAACAUAUAAUCGGUAUGGAUCCAAAAGAAAUAGGCGAAAUGGAAUCUGAAGAAAACAUAAAGAAAGAUAUUAAAACUAAGCAAAAAAUAGUAGUUGAUACGCCUGUUAAAGAUAACUUGGAUGAAUCACAGUCUAAGCAGGAAGAAGAUACAUCUUCGUCGUCCAGUGAGAGUUCAUCUGAUGAUGAUGAUUCUGACAAUGAAAUGUUUGAAGAAAGGAGUUUAUUAAAACAAAAAUUUAUUGGUGAUCCGGAUAAAACUGUUGGGGAAGUUUUAGAACGAGCAUCUGUACAAAUUGUCGAUUUCGUACGCUUUGAAUGUGGUGAAAAUUUAGAAGAGAAUAAAACAGAAGAAUAAUUCGUAUAUAAUAUAAUUAAAAUUCUUAUUUUAUUUCAAAUUUUAACAAAUAAAAUAGUAAUGAAAAAAUGAUUGUAAUAAGUGAUCUUGUUAAAUAUAAUUUUAGAAUAAGUUAAUUUCUAUUGAACAUGUUCCAGAAAUAGCAUUUCAGAAUAUUUCAUUUUUAUACUUACAUUAAAAUUACAGAAUUAUUGUUUUAACGUUAUCUCAUGCAUAUAAGUUAAUAAUAUACUACGAAUGUGUUAGAAUGUUAGAAAGUAAUAUUAUUUUCUAAGCUUUAUGUAAUCAGUGUCAUUAUGUGCGCAUACAUUUUUGUUUUAAUUAAAUAAUAUAUGAAAUUUUACUCGAACGUAUCAACGCCAUUAUUUAUAUAAUAAUCAAACACUGGCAAAAUCAUCCAACCCAGAGAAAAAUAAACAGGAAAACCUGUCCAGACAAUAAAAAUACCUAGGAUGGAAUCGAAUAUUUCAUUGAAGAAAAAUACGAGUUUAAGCAAAAUAUGCAACCUUUAUAGUGUUCUUAUUGAGGUGUAAACGUUGAGGGCAACCAGUUUUUUACUGUUUUACUCAGAGU
Messenger RNA from Centruroides sculpturatus (bark scorpion), 1717 nucleotides. RefSeq names its product elongation factor Ts, mitochondrial-like (gene mEFTs). The coding region runs from base 98 to 1144 and encodes 348 amino acids. Gene Ontology annotation, molecular function: translation elongation factor activity; protein binding. Gene Ontology annotation, biological process: mitochondrial translational elongation. NCBI's taxonomy places the organism in Eukaryota, Metazoa, Arthropoda, Arachnida, Scorpiones, Buthidae. The transcript has a single exon. Gene Ontology annotation, cellular component: mitochondrial matrix. The record is from RefSeq and is a predicted model, not a curated record.